Molecule: messenger RNA, 2047 nt
Organism: Nasonia vitripennis (jewel wasp)
Lineage: Eukaryota; Metazoa; Arthropoda; Insecta; Hymenoptera; Pteromalidae
Exons: 4
Coding region: 293-820 (175 amino acids)
Source: RefSeq, a predicted model, not a curated record
GCGUCGAGUGCGUAUUAUAUGCAUCGUCGUGUUCGAAGAGAGAGGAUCUUAUAUAUAUAGGAGAGGCCCGCGAGCUCGAGAGUGCGCGCGCUGAGCGAGUGUGGCCAAGUUCACUUUCUGCCAUUAUAUAACGGAGGAAGUCGAAAGAAAGUGUCUUCAGUGUGCGCCAGUGCUAACCGCGCCGGGAAAUCCUGAUUUCGCGCUACCUUAGCGCUCCUGCUACUGCUGUUUAUUCUUACGCGAGAUAUUAUUCUAGUGUUUUCUUUGGUUUUUCAUUACGAUUUUAAGCAAAAUGCAGUUGACAAGGAUAUUGACGAUCCUCGCUUGCUGUUUUUUGAUUUUGAAUUGCGUGGCAUCAGCACCAGUGCCUCAGGAGCCAUUCUUUGAACUUCCCGUGCAACUGGUGGGCUUUCCCGUCAUCAUUGCCGCCGUUCGGAUAACGAAUUUCGUCAAGAAACUGGCUUACUCACUGAAUCCUCAAACUUACGCUAAUCGAACCAAAAGGACUCUUCCAAAAUUACACGAUGACGAAAUAUUGGAUGUAGCACAGGUUGAGAAGAGAAUGAUAUCGGAACUAGGAGAAAAUGUAUGUAUUUACGAAAGAAUAUGCUCAAAAUAUGCCCAAGCCACUCUUCAGAAAAAGGGCCGAGAACGUGCACACGAAUGGGAUAGCAUAUUUAGUCAAUAUAAAUCUUCGCCUGAUCCAGUGAAGGAGAACUACUUACUCAGCGUAUUCAUGGGCGACAUUAUUGGCAGUCCGCGACUUUGUCAUCAGCUGGCGAAACGCGGAAGAGAGUGCAAGAUUCCUUUAUCGGAUUGAUUGCGCGCCCUUUAAGCUCUCAAUCAAAGAUAAAACCGUAAAGCUACCUUUCACUGAAUUGUUCGGAUUUGUCAAUUUAGAUUUAGAAUUAUUCUAUAAAUAACAGCUUCAGUUGACAGUCUUAUAUAUAGUUUAUAAAAGACAGAAUAUUUAUUAGUUUUGAUACGCUUAUUUUUCGAAUGUCUAUGUUUUAAGUAUAACUGUUCGCGUAAAUGCCUCGAAUGUCAUUGUUCAGUUAGAAAGUACCUUUAAAAAAAUCGUAAAAACGUAAAAAAAAACUUUCGUAAAGACAAUGUACGUGAAGAAAUUUCUAAGUUGACAUAGCAAAAUAGUGCCCUCAGAAUACACUGUAAAUACAUAAUAGUUCUUACUUUUGUAUAGCAUAAGUUACUGCGGCUGAUUGUCCUCAGGCAAGCGAGCCAAAUGAAAAUCGAACUAAAGUGGAAAAAACGUCGGUGUGCACUUACGUGAGUAUGAGUGGCUACAACACUACACAGAAACACACAUACAUAGGCACGUGCAGCGCGGACCUCGACCCGCGCUUUCUCCAAGUGAAGUAAUCCUUGUCGCGCUAGCAUACUCGUCUCUUUCUCUCUGUUUUCUUUGGCACCGCGGUAUACUAGCGACGCAGCUCUCGUCAUCGUUUUUAUUAGCCCCGGCGUUAUUGUACGUGCGACCAACGUCAAUUGAUGAGAAUUAAUUACGAAGAUGCUACCGUGAUUAUGAUAAUUAGCCUCUAUUCCUCGAGGUUGGCGUGCGCAGACUAGCAGUCCCUCUUUCGUCGAUUUUUUUUCUUUCGUCUUUCUGCCUACUCCUGGGGAGGAGGAGUUAUAUGCGAACGAACCAAGAAGCCAUUCCAGCAAGCUGUCCGUUGUGAGACAAUGAUUAAUUGCGAUUUUCAUGAAUAAACAUGCAUAUUAUACCCACGGCGGUUAUGACAUUGAAAAUACUUUCGAGAUUUUAAGAAGCUAGGUGACGUUUGCUCUUAAUGAACGCGCGCGCUCUGAGACAUGAUUAAUGGUUCUUUCGAUAAUGCCAUAAACAAUGGGCGCACUUGCGAGAGACGCGAAAGAGCGCGAGCAUUAUAAAACAAUGCGUUUAACGACAUGACCCUAUGUUAUAAGAAACGUUGUAUAUCGAAGUUGUUAUGUAGUUGUAUUUGUUAGUGCUGAAUCAUAAAAUUUAUUUUUCCAAAUGUAACAGCGAAUAAAAUUUACAAAUUGAAAA